Messenger RNA from Penicillium vulpinum, 300 nucleotides. RefSeq lists its product as uncharacterized. The record is from RefSeq and is a predicted model, not a curated record. NCBI's taxonomy places the organism in Eukaryota, Fungi, Ascomycota, Eurotiomycetes, Eurotiales, Aspergillaceae. The coding region runs from base 1 to 300 and encodes 99 amino acids. The transcript has 3 exons.
AUGUGCCGGCAGAACUGUGGUUAUUUUGAGCGCGACUCAGGGUCUUGGUCAGGCCGCCGCCGUCGCAUUUGCUGCAGCCGGAGCCUAGCGCAUUGCCAUGAUAAACAGCUCAUGUGCUUCAGACACUCCUACUAUAUCGACGUGGGGUGGAAGGCGUUGAAGGUCAGCGUCAAAUAUUCAUUUGUUGUCAUUCGCGCUCUGUUGCCGUUCCUACUGAAGGGAACUGAAAGGACCAUUGUCAAUGUUAUUUCAGAAUUGCCGUUUUCCCAGUCCAUAUCCACAACGCAUAAUUUGUCUUAA